Messenger RNA from Schizophyllum commune H4-8, 2662 nucleotides. Its product is annotated as copper radical oxidase. Bases 56 to 2353 code for a protein of 765 amino acids. The transcript has 3 exons. The record is from RefSeq and is a predicted model, not a curated record. Lineage: Eukaryota; Fungi; Basidiomycota; Agaricomycetes; Agaricales; Schizophyllaceae.
GCGUCUUGUUCUCUUCCCUCAUCUCGCUACGGUCCCGCCUAGCGCGCUUCUCGACAUGGUUUCUCGCCUCUGUCAAGCGUUGCUGCUGUCGCUCUUUUUUGCCCUCGUUUCUGCCGCCAAGGCGUCUUCCGCAUGGAACGGUCACACCGACGCGGCCUCCCGCAAACUCGCUCCCUUCACGCCCUACUACGUCCCGCCUGGCGCGAGGAGCUACGACUCCGCCUCCCCUCUCGUCCACUACACCGGCAAAUGGCACGAUACCUUCUCGUCUGCCUACGUCCACAAAUCUCUUCGCUGGACCUCUGAGAGAAACGCGGCUGUCCAACUCACGUUUACUGGUACCGGCAUCGAGGUCUUUGGCAACGCUGGACGGAAGCACGGUCCUGUCAAGGUCUACAUUGACGGCAAGUUCCUGCAGGCUAUCGACCCCUACGUCGACAUCAAGACGCCGUAUACGCAACAGCGCACCUUCUGGAAGUUCGACCUCCCCUAUGGCAAGCACACCAUCAAGCUCGUGAACACGGCGAUGAAGACCCUCGAAGGCAAGCCUGGUGUACUCGACCUCGACGCUUUUGUUGUCACUCGAGGACGCAAGUGGGCUGCGCAGCCAGCCAUCAAGGGCGCCCCUCACACUCAUCUCAGCCCGAUGGUGCUAGCGGCUCAACGUCCGGCGCCUGCGUCCUCCACCUGGAAGCUCACGCAAGAAGGCUCAACCGGCGUACAUGCUAUGCAGCUUGCUGUCAUCUCGGCUACUCAGGCGCUCAUAGUCGACAAGGUCGAGCACAACCCGCUGACUAUCGACGGACACCCUGCUUGGGCUGCGAUCUAUGACCUUGACACUCAUGCUCUCACUCCACUUCGCAUGCAGUCGAACUCUUUCUGCGCUGGUGGCACUUUCCUCAGCAACGGCACGAUGAUCAACGUCGGCGGCAACCCGAUCGUGGAGGACCAUACAGCCACGGCUGACUUCGGCGACCUGGACGGACUGCAGGCUGUCAGGCUUCUGAACCCUUGCGAUAGCGAGGACUGCACGAUGUAUGAGAACCACGACCGCAUACGCAUGGCAAGCCCUCGCUGGUACAACACUGUUCUUCGGCUCUUUGACGGCAGCGCUAUGAUCAUCGGAGGUUCGAAGAAGGGUGGCUGGAUCAACAACUCUACGGUUAACAACCCGACGGUCGAGUACUUCCCGCCGAAGAACGUCGGCGGUCAGAAUGGCCUUCCCGUUCAUCUGCCGUUCCUUGACGAUACAUUGCCUUCUAAUCUCUUCCCACUCGCGUUCGCUCUCCCCGAUGGGACCGUCUUUAUGGCCGCCAAUCGCUAUGCGAUGAUCUACGACUGGGUACAGAACAAGGAGCGUCGUCUGCCGAAGCUGCCGAACGGUGUACGCGUCACUUAUCCUAUGGCUGGCACUGCUCUUCUCCUGCCUCUUAGCCCUGUCAACAACUACGAUCCCGAGGUCCUCAUCUGCGGCGGUUCGACCAUUGAUGACUCGAAGCCGGGCUACGAGAUGACGUCGCAAGACCCGGCUUCUGCUCAGUGCGCGCGCAUGACCUUGACGGACGAGGGCAUCGCCCGCGGCUGGGAGGUCGAGCAGAUGCCAGAAGCUCGCCUCAUGCCGGACGCCGUGCUCCUUCCGACUGGCCAGGUCCUCAUCGUCAACGGUGCAGGCAGUGGUAUCUCUGGCUAUGCCAAUGUGCGCAACCAGGUCGGUGCGUCGAACGCGGACCAUCCCGUUCUCACCCCCGUCUUGUACGACCCUGCCGCUCCGGCUGGUCAGCGCUUCUCGACGUCUGGCAUGCCCACGAGCGACAUCCCGCGCAUGUACCACAGCGUAGCGACGCUGACGCCGAAGGGUGACGUGAUGAUUGCGGGCAGUAAUCCCAACCUGGACCGUAGCGAGAUGAAGUAUGGGACGGAGUAUCGCGUGGAAUGGUUAGCGCCGCCAUACAUGCUAGAGGAGAGGCCGGAGAUCAAGGACACGACGCUGAACUUGCCUUUUGGGAAAGAUGUUGCAGUGAAGGUCGACUUCCCGAAGCAGGCGAAGGAGGUGAAGGUCGCCCUCAUGGACCUCGGCUACGUCACGCACGCAGUGCACGCGAACUCGCGCUUGGUCUACCUGCAGAUCACGCGUCGCGACGACGGCGUGCUGGAGGUCGCUACGCCGCCGAGCGGGAAGGUCUACCCACCCGGGCCUGGGUUCCUCUACGUCGUCGCGGAUGGCGUACCGAGCAAGGGGAUCAAGGUGAUGGUGGGUGACGGGGAGAGCCCGCCUGUGGAUGAGGCGGCAUACAAGAACAUGUUAGCGCAGUCGAAGGUGGACCAAUACGAAAAGAGCAAGGGAAAUCUCUGAGUGGCCUUGGUUCUGGGUUCGUUACCUCUGCGUCAUUCCUCCGUCGUGCAUCUAUCAUCUGGCUCUCACACUAUGUUUCGUCGAUCUCCACUGUCUUUCAUUCGUUUCCUCACAUACGACUAUCGUUUCUUGUGAUUUUGUCAGCUUUUGUAUCGCUACCGCUACCACACUUGUAGCACAUGCUAACGUGUAUAUCUACGGUCCACUAUUUUACUCGUACACUCACCUCUAUCGUACCUUCUCAACACACGCACCUAAUGCACACAUGAAUGUGGAUCAUGAAUAGAAAUGGGAUAUCCAACUCAGGCC